This is a messenger RNA of Alnus glutinosa, 631 nucleotides long. RefSeq names its product non-specific lipid-transfer protein 2-like. The record is from RefSeq and is a predicted model, not a curated record. NCBI's taxonomy places the organism in Eukaryota, Viridiplantae, Streptophyta, Magnoliopsida, Fagales, Betulaceae. The transcript has a single exon. Gene Ontology annotation, biological process: lipid transport. The coding region runs from base 134 to 412 and encodes 92 amino acids.
ACAGCCAAAUCCACAACACACCCUACAAUCUUUCUCUACAUCUCUCCCUCUCUCUCUCUCUCUCUCUCUCUCUCUCUCACGCACGUACACAAACACACACACACAUCUUUAGCCACCCUCAAGUGAGUGAAAAAUGAAGGCAUCAUACAUUGCAGUGUGUGCUCUGCUGCUGCUGCUCCUAGCCAGAGCACAGAUAACAGUGGCAGUAACAUGCAACCCCACGCAGCUGAGCCCUUGUGUGAGUGCAAUCACAUCUUCAAGCGCACCAUCUACAGUUUGCUGCGGUAAGAUCAAAGAACAGAAGCCCUGCCUCUGCCAAUACCUCAAGAAUCCCAACCUCAAAAAGUUUGUGAACUCCCCCAAUGCCAGGAAAGUUGCAAACACUUGUGGAACUCCCUUCCCCAAGUGCUAGAUGGCUGAAACAGUGAAGGGAAUGCUUCUCCAUCCUAUAUGCGCCAAGCUUCUUUGGUGCAUUGUGUCAAGGGUGGAGAUUAAUUAGAAGGUUAAUUAAUUUUAUGUUAAAGUUGGUGUGGUCUGUCAUAUAUAUAUCUUGUGCUAGCUAGUAGUAGCAGUGUUUGUGCUGGAAAUAAUAUUGGGGGUCAUGCAUGCGCACAUGUUCCCACAUUGAGUC